Molecule: messenger RNA, 1555 nt
Organism: Pistacia vera
Lineage: Eukaryota; Viridiplantae; Streptophyta; Magnoliopsida; Sapindales; Anacardiaceae
Product: flavonol 3-O-glucosyltransferase UGT89B1-like
Exons: 1
Coding region: 101-1501 (466 amino acids)
Molecular function (GO): UDP-glycosyltransferase activity
Source: RefSeq, a predicted model, not a curated record
CUCAAGUCCCAUAAAUCUCCCUCACCAACCAAACACUUUUCUCAGUUUCAUUGUCAUUACUACAAGCUGAGCUUGUCGCUAUCCAAUCCAAGCUAUAUCCAUGGCGACCACCAAACCACACAUUCUCGUUUACCCAUUUCCAACCUCAGGCCACAUAAUCCCCCUCCUCGACCUCACUCACCGCUUACUCACCCGCGGCCUAUCCGUCACUGUAUUGAUCACCCCCAACAACCUCUCUUUACUCGACCCACUCCUCUCCUGUCACCAAUCUCUUCAACCUCUAAUCUUCCCUUCUCCAGAAACUCCCACAACAAACGGAAGGUUCAACCUUAACACCACCCAGCUGCAUGACCUUCACUAUCCUCUUCUCCUUCAAUGGUUCCGAUCACAACAAUCCCUUCCUGCUGUCAUGGUUUUCGAUUUCUUUCUCGGGUGGACUCACCAAUUAGCUUCCGAGGUUGGCGUACCAAGCGUCCUGUUCUCGCCUUCCGGCGCCUUCGGCUUGUCCAUGUUCUUCACUUUAUGGCGGGAGCAACCCAAAAUAGAAGAACCUGAUAACGAAAAGUCGUUAGUAACAUUUCCGAAUUUACCAAAUUGUCCAGUUUUCCCUUGGUAUCAACUCCCUCCUCUAUAUACAAGGACCAAAGAAGGAGAAGCAAUUUGGGAAUUUCGCAAGAACGUUUGGUUGGGUAAUAUGGCGAGUUGGGGAAUCGUUUUAAACACCUCCACUGGGUUGGAACGAGUUUACAUUGAAAACAUCAAGAAACAAGUCGGUCACGAUCGUGUUUGGGCAGUGGGACCCGUUCUGCCCCAAGAUGGUGAUAUGGCCAGCCGUGGUGGAUCCAGCUCCGUGCCAUGUCACGAUUUGAUGACGUGGCUUGACGCACGUGAGGAUGGUUCCGUUGUCUAUGUGUGCUUCGGGAGUCGAGGCGUGCUGACAAGUAAGCAAAUGGAUACGCUGGCUUCCGCGUUGGAGAAAAGCGGAGUCCAUUUUAUCUGGUGCGUGAAGAAACCAGACGAGAGACACGUGUCACACGAUUAUGGUACCAUCCCCAACGGGUUCGAAGAUCGUACGGCUGGGAGGGGUUACAUCAUCAAGGGAUGGGCUCCACAGGUAGAGAUAUUAGGACACCGAUCAGUGGGCGCGUUUUUAACUCAUUGCGGGUGGAACUCCACGUUGGAAGGAACUGCGGCGGGUGUGGUGAUGCUGACGUGGCCGAUGGGGGCGGAGCAGUUCAUGAAUGCGCGGGUAUUGGUCGAACAAUUAGGAGUGGGGAUCCGAGUCGGUGAGGGAACUCAGAAUGUACCCGAGCCACCUGAGUUGGCUCGGGUAUUGUCUGAGUCGGUGAAUGGAGCUAGAGCAGAGAGGAUUAAGGCAAAAGAGGUGAGAGAGGCGGUAUUGAAGGCGGUGGCGAAAGGAGGAAGUUCGGAUAAAGAAAUGGAUGAAUUUGUUAAACAGUUGAAUGAGCUUGAACGAACGGCUAUGGCAAAAACACGAUAAAAGAGCAUUUAAAUGGGAAAACUGGCUCUUUAUAAUGGGCUAAGAUUCAGAUUA